Messenger RNA from Vigna angularis (adzuki bean), 696 nucleotides. RefSeq names its product proline-rich receptor-like protein kinase PERK10. The record is from RefSeq and is a predicted model, not a curated record. The transcript has a single exon. Lineage: Eukaryota; Viridiplantae; Streptophyta; Magnoliopsida; Fabales; Fabaceae. Bases 1 to 696 code for a protein of 231 amino acids.
AUGAAACCGUCCGCCGCUACCGCAACCUCCACGGCCACCGUUCAUCUUCCUCGCGAGAUCCGUCGCCGCCCUCAUCAUCAACAGCUGCCGCCACUACCGUGCCGCCGUCAACCACCAAGGUCGCCGCCAUCAAACCCGCGAGCUCCUCCUCCAUUCGCAAAAUGGCCGCCGCCUUCGAAACCCCCUAAUCUGGCCACCACAGCGCCUCAACCAUGGCAGUUUCUCCCUCGCCGUCAUCUCCUUCUUCAUUGCGAAGCCGCCAUCCGCGAGAGGCCACCAUCCUCAUCCUCGUCGCGACAACGCACAUCACCAUCUUCCUCGCUCUACCAGAAUCGCGAGUUCGUCUUCGCAUCUCCACAGAAAUCGCGGAUCCCUAGCCGCCGCUCUACCACGAGUUCCAUCCUCCUCAACACACCACGAUUCACGCUUCUCACCAUCUCCACAGCACCGCCUCGGUCUCGUCAUCACCACCAUCGCGAGACCUAUUCGCUGCUAUCUCCUCCAUUGACGCAACCAUCAACACCAACACAACGCUUCCAUCGUCCGCGAGCAUCUCCUCCAAGCCAGCAUCCAAAAAGGCCACCACCUGCACUCAGAAAAUCCAAACAGCGAAACCCUCAACGCGCUACUCUUCGAUUCGCGGCGCAGGCAGAGGCGGAGGGCGAAGCCCUUUUCCCCAAUUUGCUGAAACCCUAA